AUGCCUGUGAUGGACAGCAGGAGACACUUCAGCGAAAUGGGGCUGUUCCACGAUGGCGCCUGUCCGGUUCUCUCUACUCCGUCAGAGAUCAGAGCGUCAUUAUCUCCGCCUGCUUCUGUGUUAGCCCCGCCCCCUCUGGCUCUGCCGCCUCCACCACCACCACCACCACCACCACCACCACCUCCGCUGCUGCCACCGCCCCUGCUGCCGGUACUGGGAGACUCCUCCAUGGGCCUCAGACGCAACAAGAGCGUGAGGAAAUUGUUUUGGAAGACCAUUCCAGAACAUCAGGUAAAAGGACGUACAAACCUGUGGACUCAGGGCCCCAUCGAGCAUCACCAGAUUGAUGUGCAGACCAUAGAGGAGCUGUUUAGUCACGACUGUCAAUCAAACUCUAAGACCCCGUCCACGCGAGGGGGGAGGGGCCGGACCUCCUUCAGAGAAACCAAAGAGGAGAUGUGUAUCCUCGACGGGAAGAGAGGCAUGAACAUUGGGAUUUUCCUCAAACAAUUCAAAAGGUCAAAUCAGUCGAUUGUAGAGGACAUCCGCAGUGGAAAUGGUGAACUGUACGGAACAGAACCUUUGAGGGAGCUGCUCAAACUUCUGCCUGAAUCUGACGAGGUGAAAAAGCUGAGGGCGUUCAGAGGAGACGUGUCAAAGCUCUCUCUGGCCGAUUCCUUCAUUUACCUGUUGAUUCAGGUGCCCAGUUACAUUGUUCGUAUUGAGUCUAUGCUGCUGAAGGAGGAGUUUCCAGUGGAGUAUGAGUCCAUGAAACGGGACAUAAAGACUCUACACUCUGCCAUUAAAGAGCUGAUGUGUUGUGAGGAGCUGCACGCGGUUCUCCAUCUGGUGCUGCAGGCGGGAAACCUCUUGAACGCCGGAGGAUAUUCUGGAAACGCGGUGGGCUUCAAACUCUCGUCUCUACCGUCUUUGGCUGAGACCAAAGCCAAUAAACCGGGAAUGAACCUUCUGCACUUCGUCGCUCUCGAAGCUCAAAAGAAGGAUGAGAAGUUGCUGGAGUUUCCUUUGAGGUUGACUCAUGUUCAGGCUGCGUCCAGGAUCUCAGUGGAGACGUUGGACACUGAGUUGGAGCGGCUGGCGUCUCGGACUCGCUCCAUCGAGGAGAGUGUUCAGAGAGACACAGAACUCAUGGAGCAGCUGGACUCCUUUCUACAGAGAUCCUUGUUGGCCCUGUGCUCCCUGCGCAGCUCUCGUCAGCAGCUGAGGGCCGAGGCUGAUGAGCUGCUCGACUUUUUCUGCGAAGACAAAGAAUCGUUCAAACUCGACGACUGUUUCACAAUCUUCACCUCCUUCUGCCUCAAGUUCACCGCUGCUGUCAAGGACAACACCGAGCGGGAGAGGAAGGAAGUGGCUCGACGCCGCAGACUUCAGGAGCUGGAGGAGCAGAAGAGGCACUCGUGGGCCGCAGGAGAACAGUUUGGCGGCGCGUUCGGCCUCCGCAGCGGCAUUGACCUGGACAUGAGCUCGGCCCUGUCUCGCCACGACGACGCCAGUCUGCUGAUGGAGCUCUUGAUGCCCAAAUCCAUCCCGCGCUCUCCCCUCCUGCGGCGAUCCGGCAGCUCCCGCCGAUCGAGACACACUAACGAGGCCAACGCCAGGACGUUCGAAGUCAAAGACACAAAGAAAAAAGACAGUUGUGCGAGCCUCGGACAGGUCUCCAGGUCGCUCCGUGUCCACGAGGAGUCCAGCUCGUCGGCAAGAGAGACCCUCCACGGCCCCUUCCUCCCGCAGAUCCAGCUUCAAUAA
Molecule: messenger RNA, 1767 nt
Organism: Knipowitschia caucasica
Lineage: Eukaryota; Metazoa; Chordata; Actinopteri; Gobiiformes; Gobiidae
Source: the annotation of a GenBank genome assembly